Messenger RNA from Abrus precatorius (Indian licorice), 1590 nucleotides. Its product is annotated as organic cation/carnitine transporter 4-like. Gene Ontology annotation, molecular function: transmembrane transporter activity. Gene Ontology annotation, biological process: transmembrane transport. The record is from RefSeq and is a predicted model, not a curated record. Lineage: Eukaryota; Viridiplantae; Streptophyta; Magnoliopsida; Fabales; Fabaceae. Bases 43 to 1590 code for a protein of 515 amino acids. Gene Ontology annotation, cellular component: membrane. The transcript is spliced from 2 exons.
UGAACACACAAAUUUAUAGUGAAACAACAGAGAGAACGGAAAAUGGAAAGUGCUGAGAUACCCACCACGUUGCCCUUAGAAUCCAAUAACUCGCCGGUGAAGAAGAUGUGCAUCGACGACAUGUUGCAGAACUACUGCGGCGAGUUCGGACGGUGGCAGCUUAAGCACUUCGUCCUCACAAGCCUCGCUUGGGUCCUCGCAGCCUUUCACUCCAUGCUCAUCAUUUUUGCCGACCGUCAACCUCUCUGGAGGUGCCUCCAUGGUUCCGCCGGUUACGGUUGCAACGCCGCCGCCGGGAGCGUCUGUGGCCUCAAACCUGGCUCGUGGGAGUGGAUCGGAGGGCGCGGCGGCUCCACCGUGUCGGAGUGGGGUUUGAUUUGCGGCGAGAAAUUUAAGGUUGGGUUGGUACAUGCUUUGUUCUUCGUCGGCUCUAUGAUCGGUGCUGGAGUAUUUGGCCACCUCUCAGACUCCUUUCUUGGAAGAAAACGCACCCUCGGAGUAGUUUGCACCCUCAACGCCAUCUUCGGUUGCUUAACACCACUAACCCAUAACUACUUCACCUACGUCCUCCUUCGACUCCUCACAGGUUUCAGCACCGGCGGCGUAGGUCUCUGCGCCUUCGUCCUCGCCACCGAACCAAUUGGCCCCAAGAAGCGUGGCACCGCAGGAAUGUCCACCUUCUACUUCUUCUCCGGAGGCAUUGCACUUCUAUCAGGAAUCGCUUACAUAUUCCAAACAUGGCGCUAUCUCUACAUAGCUUCCUCCAUCCCCUCCUUCCUUUACGUUAUCCUUGUCCUUCCCUUUUUGUCUGAAUCCCCAAGAUGGUACCUUGUUCGUGGAAGAGUAACCGAAGCCACGAAGAUCAUGUCCGCCAUUGCUUCUUACAACGGGAAGCACUUUCCCAGUGGUUUUCUCCUCGCACUUGACGAAGAAGUAGAGAAAAACAAUGAUAAUGAACGUUUAGAAAACAAAGGUGCACGUGUUGGAUCCAUCGUGGAAGUGGUUCGCUCCCCGGUGACACGUGUACGGUUGUUAAUAGCGGUUGCUCUUAACUUCUUUGGCUCUUUGGUGUACUAUGGGCUUAGCUUAAACGUGGUGAACUUAAGAAUGAACCUUUACUUAAACGUGUUGGUUAAUGCGGUGGGGGAGAUGCCGGCGUUUAUGAUAACGGCGGUGCUUUUGGAUAGAUUUGGAAGGAAACCGUUGACGGUGGCGACGAUGUGGUUUAGUGGGGUGUUUUGUUUGAUGGGGAGCUUAGUGGGUAACGUUGGGGUGUGGAAGGUUGUGAGAAUGGUGUGUGGUGUUUUGGGGAUAUUUGGGAUGGCGGGUACUUAUAAUUUAUUGUUUAUUUAUACGGCGGAGCUGUUUCCUACUGUGGUGAGGAACGCCGCGCUUGGGAGUACAACUCAGGCGGCGCAGAUGGGUGCUAUUUUGGCGCCGUUUGUUGUCGUUUUGGGUGGUUGGCUGCCGUUUGCGGUGUUUGCGGCGUGUGGGAUGAUUGGAGGGGCAUUUGCGUUUUUUCUUCCUGAGACGUUGAACCAACCUCUUUAUGAUACGUUUAGUGGAUUGGAAGGUGGAGUUGCAGGAUAA